Aspergillus glaucus CBS 516.65 is the source of this 1101-nucleotide messenger RNA. Its product is annotated as nucleolar protein 16. The record is from RefSeq and is a predicted model, not a curated record. Gene Ontology annotation, biological process: ribosomal large subunit biogenesis. The transcript is spliced from 2 exons. Lineage: Eukaryota; Fungi; Ascomycota; Eurotiomycetes; Eurotiales; Aspergillaceae. The coding region runs from base 49 to 768 and encodes 239 amino acids. Gene Ontology annotation, cellular component: nucleolus.
AAAAAGCAUCGCAUCCCAUAACAAGCUUCUCUCAAGCAAGUCUACAAAAUGACGAACAUUCGCCAAGCUAAAAAGAACCGGUCUUCGUUGCCCAAGGCCAAGCCUAAGAGGAGUGGUGUCGUUAAAAGUGGGCGCAAGAAGAUCAAUGUGCUGGGCAAUUCUAUUAUUGCUGAGAAUUGGGACCGCAAGCAGACUCUUACCCAAAACUACCGCCGCCUGGGUCUGGUGCACCGUCUGAACGCCCCGGCCGGUGGCAGCGAGCGCCGCGGCACAACCGUGGAAGGCUACGAAGAACAACCCGACGACUCUCUUCACAUUAAGAGCAGCGCAAAAGCCACGACAAAGCAAUUGGGGCUCGGUGAAAUCAAGGUCGAGCGUGACCCCGAAACCGGCAAUAUCAUCCGCGUGAUUCGCCCCGACGACGAGAUCGAAGUCGCCGGCCGCAAGCACAAGAUUUCCAACCCGCUUAACGACCCGCUGAACGAUCUGUCCAAUGACGAGGCCCGGAUAACAGAGGCUGCGAAGCAGAAUGAUAGUUCUGUGAUUGUGCAAAUGCUUGAGCGCCAGGCGGCGCAUGAGGGCAAGGCGGUUGAGAGCAAGAAGCCAAGGCACCUAAGCAAGCGGGAAGAGGAGUGGGCGACAAGGUUGAUUGAGCGGCAUGGAGAUGACUAUAGCGCUAUGGCGCGCGAUAUGAAGUUGAACCCUAUGCAGCAGACUGCGGGCGAUUUGAAGCGGCGGAUUUGCAAGUUCAAGGAGAGCCAGUCAUAAUCUGCUGGUUGGUGUCUUUGGCUAUUUUGAUGCAUGUUGAUGGGCGAGUUUGGAGUUUUGCCGGUUUUUACUUUGUGUUUUCUGAUAUAAAAGUUCUAUAUCUGGGUCUGCUUUUCCAUGCCAUGUUGAUAUUCUCUCUGGCCUGGUCAAAUGAACCAGCGUUAUUAAUGCACAUAUGUGAUGCCCAAAACCUCACUUUUUCCAUCCUGUCUCAUUUCUUAUUGCUGCAACUUGUCAUGACAAUUGCAUCUAACAACUAACUCAAUCUAGUACAUCAUCCUCUGUCCAAUAAUUGGUGUCAAACCAUACAAACUCAUCUAUUUUAAUACUCGC